Molecule: messenger RNA, 852 nt
Organism: Caenorhabditis briggsae
Lineage: Eukaryota; Metazoa; Nematoda; Chromadorea; Rhabditida; Rhabditidae
Gene: Cbr-pgam-5
Product: Protein CBR-PGAM-5
Exons: 4
Coding region: 1-852 (283 amino acids)
Biological process (GO): positive regulation of mitochondrial fission
Cellular component (GO): mitochondrion
Source: RefSeq, a predicted model, not a curated record
AUGGUAUCCAAGAUUUUGAUGUAUGGGUUGCCCUCAGCCGCUGUUGCUGUGGGAACUGCUUUACUCAACGAAGAUAACCGGAACACAAUUUUCCGAAAAGCCUUUGCAUUCACUCAAAACCACACUCCGAAAUCAUUCGAUGAGCACUUCCCUCGUGGUGAAUGGGACAAGAACUGGGACUUCCGUGAUCCAACUAGCCUUGUUGACAAAAGUAAGUGGGAGAAAGCCGAUGAAGUAGGAAAGAAGAAGCUUCUCGAAGAAUGUAAAGCAACCGCUUCUAGGAACAUUUUUCUCAUUCGUCAUGGACAGUAUCAUCUUGACCGUGAACAAAAACACCUUACAGAACUAGGUCGUGAACAAGCAGAGCUUCUCGGAAAACGUCUUGCUAACUCUGACAUUAAAUUCACGAACAUGACGAUGUCUACAAUGACUCGUGCUACUGAAACAGCAAACAUUAUUCUGAAACAUCUUCCUGGGGAUUUGCCUAAAAGUUCUUCAUCGCUUAUCGAAGAAGGACCACCAUAUCCACCUGUGCCAGAUCAUAAGACUUGGAGACCACUGGACCCCGAGUUCUACACCGAAGCUGCAAGAAUCGAGUCGGCAUUCCGCAAGUUAAUUCACCGAGCUCCUCCAUCGCAGAAAGAGGAUUCCUAUGAGCUCAUCGUCUGCCACGCAAACGUCAUCCGCUACUUCAUCUGUAGAGCGUUGCAAUUUCCUCCAGAGGGUUGGCUUCGCAUGUCUCUUGGAAACUGUUCCAUCACUUGGCUUGUGAUUCGUCCGAAAGGACACGUGUCUAUCCGUUCUGUUGGUGAUAUCGGACACUUGACUCCAAACAAGAUCUCAUUCACAUGA